Molecule: messenger RNA, 1728 nt
Organism: Eufriesea mexicana
Lineage: Eukaryota; Metazoa; Arthropoda; Insecta; Hymenoptera; Apidae
Gene: polo
Product: Serine/threonine-protein kinase polo
Exons: 7
Coding region: 1-1728 (575 amino acids)
Biological process (GO): protein phosphorylation; mitotic spindle organization
Cellular component (GO): spindle pole; cytoplasm; nucleus
Molecular function (GO): protein binding; protein serine/threonine kinase activity; ATP binding
Source: RefSeq, a predicted model, not a curated record
AUGUCAAAAGACGAGAAAGAAUGCGUUAUUCCUGAUGUGAUAUAUGAUGCAAACUUGGCGAAAAGUUAUAUCAAAGGACGAUUUUUUGGGAAGGGUGGUUUUGCAAAAUGUUAUGAGAUUAGAGAUUCAAAAACACAACGCGUAUAUGCUGGGAAAAUUGUGCCAAAGUCACAAAUUACAAAAAGCAAUCAUAGGGAAAAAAUGACACAAGAAAUUUCUAUUCAUCAAACUUUGAAGCACAAAAAUAUUGUGGACUUUUAUGGCUUCUUUGACGAUCCACAAAAUGUAUAUAUAAUUUUGGAACUAUGUAGAAAAAGGUCAAUGAUGGAAUUACAUAAACGUAGAAAAGCAUUAACAGAAUGUGAAACCAGAUAUUAUAUGAAACAGAUUUUAGAGGGUGUGAAUUACUUACACCAAAAUAAAAUAAUUCACAGAGAUCUAAAAUUAGGUAACUUAUUUUUAAGCGAUGAUCUGCAAGUUAAGAUUGGUGAUUUUGGUUUGGCUACAAGACUAGAGCAUGAUGGGGAACGUAAAAAAACACUAUGUGGGACACCUAACUAUAUAGCACCAGAAAUUUUAACUAAAGCUGGACAUUCUUAUGAAGUUGAUAUAUGGAGCAUUGGGUGCAUUAUGUACACUCUGCUUGUGGGUAAACCUCCAUUUGAAACAUCAAGUUUACAGGAAACCUAUUCUAGAAUAAAACAAGUCCAAUAUAAAAUUCCGACACAUAUCAAUACAAUUGCAAUGAACAUGAUAUCUAAUAUGUUACAAGGAAAUCCAUCCAAACGUCCUUCCAUAUCAAAACUAAUGAAGGAUCCAUUUUUUACUUGUGGUUUUAUGCCAGUUAGUUUACCAUUAUCAUGUUUAACAAUGGCACCUCGCUUAGACAUGCUGGAAAUGCAUAAUCAACGCAAACCACUAUCUGAAAUGAAUACUAAUGUUGGAGGAGAGGGGCAAAACUUCGUAUUUCGUGUACCCAAUAGUCCAGCGCAUAAAACAAAGCUUGCAGAUACGAUAAGCGAAGUUCAGAAAAUGAAUCUUGACAUUAGAAACAUGCUUCAGUCAUUGAGAGAACAGGUGGCUGCUGUAUUAAAGGCUAAACCAAGUAGAGAGACAACUUCGUCAGCAGAUGAAAUGACUGAUCCAGCUGCACAACCUGUUGUAUGGAUAAGUAAAUGGGUUGACUAUUCAGAUAAAUAUGGGUUUGGAUACCAACUUUCUAAUGAUGGCGUAGGUGUAAUGUUCAACGAUGGUACCCGUUUAAUAAUGCUAGCUAAUUGUUUCAACAUUCACUACAUAAAUCGUGAAGGAAACGAAUUGUAUUAUACAGUCAGAGAAUACCCAACUGAGUUAGACAAGAAAAUGAAGCUAAUGAACUUUUUUCUAAAGUACAUGAAAGAGCAUUUAAUGAAAGCUGGAAGUUCUGUUUCUGUGAAACCAUGCGAUGCCAUGUCUAGGAUACCAUACAUGCAUCAGUGGUUUAGAACACAAAGUGCUGUAGUAAUGCAAUUGACUAAUGGAACAGUCCAAAUAAAUUUCCUAGAUCAUACCAAAAUUAUUAUGUGUCCACUAAUGGCAGCUGUUACAUAUAUAGAUGUAGAAAAAAAUUUUAGAACUUACAGAUUUCAAACUAUACAAGAAAACGGAUGUUGUAAAGGUUUGGCUAAAAAUUUGGCAUAUGCUUACGAAAAACUUGUAUUAAUGUUAUCGAAUCCUCAAACUCGAUAA